This is a messenger RNA of Gracilinanus agilis (Agile Gracile Mouse Opossum), 1998 nucleotides long. RefSeq names its product meiotic kinetochore factor (gene MEIKIN). The transcript is spliced from 16 exons. Gene Ontology annotation, biological process: meiotic sister chromatid cohesion, centromeric; female meiosis chromosome segregation; male meiosis chromosome segregation. Lineage: Eukaryota; Metazoa; Chordata; Mammalia; Didelphimorphia; Didelphidae. The record is from RefSeq and is a predicted model, not a curated record. Gene Ontology annotation, cellular component: kinetochore. Bases 1 to 1998 code for a protein of 665 amino acids.
AUGUGGUCACAGCGCAUGUCCGAGCGACCCCGGGGACGGCCCGCUGAAAGGCUGAAUCACACCCCACCGCCUUCGAGGCCCAGCCGCGGCGUCUCUGAGCGAACCCGGGACGCGCCUGUCCGAGGUAGGCCAGGAAAGGUGGAAAUGAGAAUCAUCUGCACAGAUCUGUAUGACAGCAUCAGCAUUUUAAGACGAAUGAGAGACAGUCUGAAUUUCAGCCAGGCAGGCAUCAUGAAUACUGCUCUGCUCUGUCUUGAUAUGCAGUUGAAUGUUGCACACCAAAAAAGUCACAUUAAUGAGGACUUCAGGAACACGAACACUCUUACACUGAAGGAGUCAUUGCCUGAUGAUGAUCUCCAAGGUGAAAGUAAUUCAAAAAACACUCAAACAAUUUCAAGUAUAACUUCAUCAAGUGACAGUUCUCUUCCUCUUCUGAGAUCUUCUGAUACAGAUUUUUGUAUAGAAAGCACAAGCUUUGAAGAUAGUUUAAGUAGUUUUCCAUCACCUGAAGUAUUUAGGGGAGGAGAGUUUUUAGAUUUUAAUGAUUCCACUACUGAAGGCUAUCUCAAAUUCAAGAAUUCUACACUUCUUGAUACCAGCCAAGCAGUGGGAAUAGAGAAUAUGCAUCAAUUUUCAAAUCUUUCAGCAAUUUUAGAUAAUAGCAUUUGUAAAAUUUUGCCUGAAACAGAAAAAACUCCAGAUUUCAAAACCAAGCAAACAAAAUUCUCUGUCCCCAUUGGUAAGAAAGAUAGAGGAUUGCUGACUAGUUCUCCAUCAUCAGAAACAGGCAGGUUUGAGACAAAUUUAUCCCCUGUACAAAAAUUAACUUCAGAAGGAGAGUUAAAUCCAAAUACAAGUAACUAUAUAUAUUCAGAUGAAAUUGUUCCUGCAUCAAGCUCAGAAGAAGAAAAACAUUCUUGGGAGUCUCAAGGUAUUACACCUGAAAUGUGCUGUAUUAUUAAAACAUCUCCAAAAAUGAGAUUCAUGAAGGUGGCAUGCUAUUCUUCUAAAGGAGUGUCUACAGAUUUGACAAAGGAAUCACUGAAUAAGGAGAGAUUAAAAACUAGGAGGAGAAUGAACACUGUUGAAGGAAGAGACACCCAUUGGAAAGAUCUGGUAAUGGGACCAAGAACUUCAGUAGAGAGAUUGGCAUGGGAUCCAUGUCUUUUAUCAGAAGUGUGCUGUAUUGUUAAGUCACCACCAAGAAUUAGAUGCACAAAGAUGCCAUGUUGUUCUCUUAAAGGAAUGUCUGAAGAUAUGGCCAAGAAGCAAGUGGAUAAGGAGAAAUUAAAAACUAAGGAGAGAGUGGACACAAUCAAAGGGAGAGGCAACCAGUGGAGAGAAAAGGUACCAUGCAUUUCCUCUGACAUAUGCUGUAUCGUUAAAGAAUCACCGAGAAUUCGACGUAUGAAAAUGACAUGUUGUGCUCCCAAAAGAGUGCCUAAAGGCUGGGGCGGAGGGGUGGGGAGCGCAAGGAUCCCGAACUGCUUUUUGCCUAAGUUUGGGGUUCGCUUGUUUGGGGGGUUGCCUUUUUCCGGCAAGAAGUUAACAGAAGGAAGUGGGUGUGAGUAUGUAUACGUGUGUAAAGGAAGCGGGGGUGUGGAGAAUUCUGUGGGAGGGCUGCCCCACACAACCCUGUUUCCCCUCCCUCUUGCCCUUUCUCUCUCCACUCCAACUACCGGCCUCUACUCGCCAGAAGCCAUCAGCAGCAACCCCCAGUUCCCACAUGUUUUCCUCCCCUCUACCCUUCGCCCCUUCCCCACCCCCUUGCGGCUGCGCAGAGCACGCAGGCUCACGAGACUGAGCCUGAAGGAUCCCUGCAGACUGCCCAGCGCGCCCCGCCCCAACCUCACGCGCGGCCCCGGGCCGCCCUUCCCCCUAUCGCGCGUGCCCGGCCGCCCCCUUGGCUGCCAUGUGAGGGGUCCUGCCAGCCAAUGGAGGCUCGUGGCAGGCGGACUUGCCCCGCCCCUCUCCCCUCCGCCUCCUGUGGCAGUUUGA